ACUACAGACAAAAAGGGCGCGGGAAAUUUGGAAAUGGCGGAGUACAUAACCAGUGAGGAGGAGGCAAUGUCUCCCUCCUCCCUCAAGCUGUACGAGGCACAGUUCUUUGGUUUCACCCCUCAGACCUGCAUGGUGAGAGUAUACAGUGCCUUUCAGGACUGCCUGAAUGAAUUGCUGCUUGUCGUAGAAGCAGUGUUCGUGAGAAAACUAAGCGGGACUGAACCAAAUGGAGAGCAACUACGUUUAAGGGCAAGAGAAUGCACCCAAAAGUUGCAGAUAUUCCUUCAGGAACGCUUCAAGCGUCUGUCUGGUCGCAUGGAAACCGUUUUGGUCAACAACGUCCUCUCAGUCCCGCCUAAUGUGUUGCUGCCUGACGACCAGCCACACAAAAAGUACCCUCAACGUUUAGAGGAGGUUCUUAAGCUGGAGUCUUCCCUGGCGGAGCUGCAACAAGCGUACCAAGUGGAAGUGUGUGCCAGGCAGGCCUUGCUGGCUGAACUUGAGGAGCAAAGAGAGGUCCAAGAGCAGCUGGAUGGGAUCCUGAGAUGGAUUGGAGAACUACAGGCAGCAUGGAUGAAGGACGGAAUGGGCAGCUUUCACAACAGCUUCUGUGUGAUGAUGCAGUCGGUCAAGAAACUGCAGGCUGUCAUUGGAGAGAUCAAUAAGAAAAGCAAAAGACUGGAUGAGGACUCGUCAGUAGGAUGGACCCACAUGGUGUAAAAUACUUGUUAGUGGUGUUGUGAGAAGGGUAGGUUGCAGGUGUGGCAAAAUUCUGACUUGGAAUAGCGCCCUCUGUCAGACAUAAGACAAAUAGAAUUCUAUGCCUUUUGGAUGUAUUAACAAUUAUACAAUUUGUCAGACACAAGUCUUACAAACAAGAAUGUGAGCAGUUUUUAAACCAUAAUUCAUCUUUGGUUUGAUACAUUUACUUUUUGAUGGUUUUCUAUACAUUCAAAAUAUAUUAUCCACAAUUUGAGUAGUAAGAGGCUCAAGCAGUUAGUCUUUUUUUUUUUUAUCUCCCAGUCUUAACUCUGGAUCUUUGAAAAUAAUUUUUUAUAAAUGUAUGUUAAUUAGUGAAUGAACUUUGGAGCCAUAGUCACCACAAGGGGGAAGCAUUGGUUUGUUAUUGCCAUCUCAAAUGUAUAUUGACCAAGCAGUGCCAUUGUACAGUGUGAAUUAUUUUUGAUAUCUUUGCCGUAAUAUCUUUUUGGCAAAAUCAUUAUAAAUGUACAACACUUUAAUAAUUUUGAAUGAAUAAAAGUGUAAUUGUGCAAUCGCA
Molecule: messenger RNA, 1279 nt
Organism: Salvelinus namaycush (lake trout)
Lineage: Eukaryota; Metazoa; Chordata; Actinopteri; Salmoniformes; Salmonidae
Gene: mis12
Product: MIS12 kinetochore complex component
Exons: 2
Coding region: 34-720 (228 amino acids)
Biological process (GO): mitotic sister chromatid segregation; kinetochore assembly; protein localization to kinetochore
Cellular component (GO): chromosome, centromeric region; nucleus
Source: RefSeq, a predicted model, not a curated record